AUGGCGCUCGGCAGGAAGCGCAAGUCAGAGAGCGUGUCAGCCGCUGGCGAAACCGAGACGCCUUCGAAGAGGGUUGCUAAGGGCAGUGCUUCUACCCCUGCCACUCCCGCGACCCCCGCCACAGGAGAGAAGAGAGGCAGAGGGCGCCCUCGCAAAUACCCCGUGGGCUCAACCCCUGUUCGCCCAGAAGGGCCCAAGAGAGGUCGCGGGCGUCCUCCCAAGGCAGCAACUGGCACAGCUACUCCAAAGGCGAAGGCAACACCCACGUCGAAUACACCCGGCAGCAGCUCACGGGGUCGGGGAAGGCCGAAGAAAUCUCCCGGCGCCAGUGACUCCACACCAGCUGCAGAUGGAAACACCGACCAAAACACUGGACGUUCUUACUGGCUGAUGAAAGCUGAACCUGAAUCUCGCAUUGAGAAAGGGAAGGACGUCAAGUUCUCUAUCGAUGAUCUGCGCGCCGCAAAGGAGCCAGAGCCGUGGGAUGGCGUCCGCAACCCCGUUGCACGGAAGCACAUGCAAUCUAUGAAAAAGGGAGACCUUGCUUUCUUUUACCACUCCAAUUGCAAGAUUCCGGGUAUUGCCGGUGUCAUGGAAAUUGUCCAAGAGCACUCUCCAGACGAGUCCGCCUUCGACCCGUCCCAUCCCUACUAUGACGAGAAAUCCAAGCGUGAGGACCCAAAGUGGUUUGUGGUUCACGUUGAGUUCCGGCGCAAGUUCGAUGAGUUGAUCACGCUGCAACAACUCAAGUCUCACUCCAGUGCCAAAGCACCUCUUGAGAACCUGCAGAUGCUCAAGCAGGGACGACUCAGCGUCUCGGCUGUGACUCCAAGUCAAUGGGAUUUCAUUAUGAGCCUAGUCAAAGAAGGAGAUAAGACCGGGUCGGCAGACGAUUCCUCCAAGGAAAACGAACCCGGCAAGGAGAAUGAAUCCGCAAAAGAGGACGAAGGCGCGGAGAAGACAGCAGAGGCUGCUGAGUGA
Messenger RNA from Aspergillus mulundensis, 981 nucleotides. RefSeq lists its product as uncharacterized. Gene Ontology annotation, biological process: regulation of DNA-templated transcription. The coding region runs from base 1 to 981 and encodes 326 amino acids. Gene Ontology annotation, molecular function: DNA binding. Gene Ontology annotation, cellular component: chromatin; nucleus. NCBI's taxonomy places the organism in Eukaryota, Fungi, Ascomycota, Eurotiomycetes, Eurotiales, Aspergillaceae. The record is from RefSeq and is a predicted model, not a curated record. The transcript has 6 exons.